This is a messenger RNA of Rattus rattus (black rat), 2415 nucleotides long. RefSeq names its product forkhead box K1 (gene Foxk1). The record is from RefSeq and is a predicted model, not a curated record. Gene Ontology annotation, molecular function: RNA polymerase II cis-regulatory region sequence-specific DNA binding; protein binding; DNA-binding transcription factor activity, RNA polymerase II-specific. Gene Ontology annotation, biological process: regulation of transcription by RNA polymerase II. NCBI's taxonomy places the organism in Eukaryota, Metazoa, Chordata, Mammalia, Rodentia, Muridae.
GCGCCGCCUCGGCCGCCACCGGAGCCGCUCGGAGCUGCGCGAACAUGGCCGAAGUCGGCGAGGACAGCGGCGCCCGCGCCCUGCUGGCGCUGCGCUCGGCUCCCUGCAGCCCCGUGCUGUAUUGCCCGCGGCCCGCGGCCGCCGCCUUCCCGGCCACAGCGUCCCCGCCGCCGCCGGCGCAACCUCCGCCGGGGCCGCCCGCGCUGCCCGCCGUACCGGGCCCCGAGCCGGUGCCCUCCACCGCCGCCACUGCCACCGCCACCGCGCCCGCCCUGGUGGCCGCCGCCGCUGCCUCCGUGCGCCAGAGCCCCGGGCCGGCUCUGGCGCGCCUGGAGGGUCGGGAGUUCGAGUUUCUGAUGCGGCAACCCAGCGUCACCAUCGGCCGCAAUUCGUCUCAGGGCUCGGUGGACCUGAACAUGGGCCUGUCGAGCUUCAUUUCCCGGCGCCACCUGCAGCUCAGCUUCCAGGAGCCUCACUUCUAUCUUCGCUGUCUCGGCAAGAACGGCGUCUUCGUGGACGGGGCCUUCCAGAGGCGCGGAGCGCCCGCCCUGCAGCUGCCCCAACAAUGCACCUUCCGGUUCCCGAGCACGGCCAUCAAGAUCCAGUUCACAUCCCUGUACCAUAAAGAGGAGGCCCCAGCAUCCCCACUGCGGCCACUCUACCCGCAGAUCUCCCCACUGAAGAUCCACAUUCCGGAGCCGGAUCUCCGGAGCCUUGUUAGCCCCAUCCCUUCCCCUACCGGCACCAUCAGUGUCCCCAACUCCUGUCCAGCAAGUCCUCGAGGGGCUGGGUCGUCCAGUUACCGCUUCGUCCAGAAUGUGACCUCCGACCUUCAGCUGGCCGCAGAGUUCGCCGCGAAGGCAGCCUCCGAGCAGCAGGCAGACACGUCUGGUGGGGACAGCCCCAAGGACGAGUCGAAGCCACCGUACUCCUAUGCGCAGCUGAUCGUGCAAGCCAUCUCCUCGGCCCAGGACAGGCAGCUAACACUAAGUGGCAUCUACGCCCACAUCACCAAACAUUACCCUUACUACAGGACUGCCGACAAGGGCUGGCAGAACUCUAUCCGACACAACCUCUCUCUUAACCGCUACUUCAUCAAAGUCCCUCGGUCCCAGGAGGAGCCUGGGAAGGGCUCCUUUUGGCGAAUAGACCCUGCCUCCGAAGCCAAGCUCGUGGAACAAGCAUUCCGAAAGCGGAGGCAGAGAGGCGUCUCCUGCUUCCGCACCCCCUUUGGGCCUCUGUCCUCACGGAGUGCUCCAGCCUCCCCCACCCACCCUGGACUGAUGUCCCCUCGUUCCAGUGGCCUGCAGACCCCAGAGUGCCUGUCUCGAGAGGGCUCCCCCAUUCCACAUGAUCCCGACUUGGGGUCAAAGUUAGCCUCUGUUCCAGAGUACCGCUAUUCCCAGAGUGCCCCAGGCUCCCCUGUCAGCGCCCAGCCGGUGAUUAUGGCUGUCCCUCCCCGACCUUCCAACUUAGUGGCUAAGCCUGUUGCCUACAUGCCAGCUUCCAUAGUGACCUCACAGCAGCCCUCAGGCCACGCCAUCCACGUGGUCCAGCAGGCUCCCACCGUCACCAUGGUGAGGGUGGUUACCACCUCUGCCAACUCAGCCAACGGGUACAUCCUGGCGAGCCAAGGCUCGACCGCGACCUCCCACGACACCGCAGGCACAGCCGUGCUGGACCUGGGCAAUGAGGCUAGAGGUUUGGAAGAGAAGCCCACCAUAGCAUUUGCCACAAUCCCUGCAGCCAGCCGAGUUAUCCAGACGGUCGCCAGCCAGAUGGCCCCAGGAGUCCCUGGACACACAGUCACCAUCCUUCAGCCGGCUACACCAGUGACUAUCGGGCAGCACCACCUUCCAGUCCGGGCUGUCACUCAGAAUGGGAAGCAUGCUGUACCCACGAAUAGCUUGACUGGCAAUGCUUAUGCCCUCACCAGCCCCUUGCAGCUCCUGGCAGCCCAGGCGAGUUCAUCCACGCCAGUGGUCAUCACCCGGGUGUGCGAGGUAGGGCCUGAGGAGCCAACAGCAGCCGUCUCCGUGGCAGCUAGUGCUGCGCCGACCCCAGCCAUCUCCACUACCACAUCUGCCUCUUCCAGCGGGGAGCCCGAGCUCAAGAGGUCCCGGGUAGAGGAGCCCAGUGGGACAGCCACCACACAGCCCACAGCUAUGGCAGCCACCGGCCCUCAGGGCCCAGGGACCGGCGAAUGAAUGUCACCUACAGGAAGGUGGAGUGAAACUCACGCCACAGGAGCCCUAGUGGCCAGCAGCUGCAUUCAAGGACCGAGUCGAAAAGCUCACAACUGCCUGCAGCCCUCGUGCAGGUGGCCGCCGCACUCGGACAAUUUCCUUUUUAUCUCUGUCCUCCCAUGGUUUGAAACAAACACAUAAACGUGUUCAGACAACUUGAUUGUAUGAA